Molecule: messenger RNA, 1364 nt
Organism: Papilio machaon (common yellow swallowtail)
Lineage: Eukaryota; Metazoa; Arthropoda; Insecta; Lepidoptera; Papilionidae
Product: tRNA pseudouridine(38/39) synthase
Exons: 9
Biological process (GO): tRNA pseudouridine synthesis; mRNA pseudouridine synthesis
Cellular component (GO): nucleus; cytoplasm
Molecular function (GO): RNA binding; pseudouridine synthase activity
Source: RefSeq, a predicted model, not a curated record
AUACAAACCAAACCAAAUUGGAAUCUUGUUGUUUUAGAAUAAACCUAACAAAAAAGUAUUUCUUAAUGGCUAAACUUCCGCCAAAGGAGAAGAAAACAAAAAACAUAACCCGUGAAGAACUUCUUAAUUUGGAUAAAAAUGACUUAGUUGAUAAAAUAAUACAAUUAGAAGCUCAUAAUUCACAAUUGAAAAAUAUUAUAAGCAAGAGAGGCAAUGGAGAUGAGAUGAUUUCUAGUGCAGAAGUUAACAAAAAGCAAUUUGAUUUUAAAAAAUGUCACUUCAGGAGAGUACUUUUAAGAAUAUUAUAUUUUGGUUGGAACUACCAAGGUCUGGCAGUGCAGGAGGAUACAACACAAACAAUAGAACAUCAUUUGUUUCAUGCUCUGACUAAGUCAUGUUUAAUAGAAAAUCGAGAAUCAUCUCAGUAUCAUAGGUGUGGACGAACUGAUAAAGGUGUCAGUGCUUUCGGUCAGGUCAUAUCAAUAUCCCUUAGAAGCAAGCAUUCUUCGGACCAACAGAAUACUCCAGAGUCCAUAAAUUCAGAGUUGCCAUACUGCAAGACUUUGAACCGCCUUCUGCCAAAAGACAUUCGUGCGGUAGCAUGGAUGCCAAUACCUGAUGAUAAACCUGAUUACAGUGCCAGGUUUGAUUGCAAGAAACGUCAGUACAAAUAUUACUUCCCACGAUCAAAUCUCGAUUUAGACAAGAUGAAAGAAGCCUGCCAUAGUAUCAUUGGUUUGAAAGAUUUCCGAAAUCUGUGCAAAAUGGAUGUUGGAAAUGGUGUUACAGAAUUUUAUCGAGAGAUAUUUAAAGCUAAUAUUAUUCCCAUGGAUAAUAAUGACAAAGAUAAACCUACAUCUAUGUACUGUCUGCAAAUAGAAGGAAACGCUUUUCUUUGGCAUCAAAUAAGAUGUAUUAUGGGCUUAUUACUGCUCAUUGGGGAAGGUAAUGAAGAACCAGAUGUUAUUUCCAAAUUAUUGGAUGUUGAAAACUAUCCAAGAAAACCACAAUACAACAUGGCGUUGGAUCUUCCAUUGAAUCUAUAUAACUGUUCCUAUGAUUUAGAGGACUCCAAUGAAUGGAUUUACGAUUUUAAUGAACUCAAGUCUGUUAUAAAAAUUCUGCAAAGCGAUUGGACAAUACAUAGUAUAAAGUCAACUAUGAUUAUUGAUACUCUUAGGCAAUUAGAGCUUGAAUAUAGUAAAUUAAGUGAAAAAAAGGAAGAAGAUAUUAAUAAGAAAGCUAAAGUGUUGGCUUACACUGACUGUUUACUGCAAGGCGUUAAAUCGAAGGUUUACACACCUUUACUAAAGAGAGAAACAUGUACAAGUUUAGAAGAAAAAAUAGAAUACUAUAAGAAGAAA